Messenger RNA from Melanotaenia boesemani (Boeseman's rainbowfish), 8885 nucleotides. It is a transcript of the gene mxra5a, whose product is annotated as matrix-remodelling associated 5a. Gene Ontology annotation, cellular component: extracellular region. Gene Ontology annotation, molecular function: protein binding. Bases 1 to 7050 code for a protein of 2349 amino acids. The transcript is spliced from 7 exons. The record is from RefSeq and is a predicted model, not a curated record. Lineage: Eukaryota; Metazoa; Chordata; Actinopteri; Atheriniformes; Melanotaeniidae.
AUGAAGAUGGAGCCAGGUAACCUGUCCAUCCUCCGGACUCUCCUGCUUCUAAUCCAGCUGCCCCUUGUCUCCGCGGCCCCCUGUCCCCGACCCUGCUCCUGCCCUCAGCCCGCUGAGCUCCGCUGCACCUUCCGCUCCCUCACCUCCAUCCCCGCAGCUGUUCCCAAACACACGGAGCGCAUCAACCUGGGGUUCAACAGCAUUAAUAAGAUAACAGAGAAGUCGCUGGUUGGUCUGAGGAAGCUGGAGCUGCUGAUGGUUCAUGGGAACAACAUCUACUCUCUGCCUGAUGGUGCGUUCAGGGACCUGACGUCACUCCAGAUGUUGAUGCUGAGCUACAACAAGCUGAAGGAGAUCAGCAGAAACACCUUCCAGGGUUUGUGGUCAUUGGCCAGGUUGCAUCUGGAUCACAACCACCUGGACUUCAUCCAUCCCGAUGCCUUCCAGGGUCUCACCUCAUUGCGCCUGCUGCAGCUGGAAGGAAACCGACUUCAGCAGCUGCAUCCAGCCACCUUCACCACCUUCACUGUGAUGGGCCAGUUCCACAUCUCCACUCUGCGGCACCUCCACCUGUCAGACAACGGACUGAUGUCGCUGCCCUCUAGGCUAGUGGAGACCAUGCCACAGUUAGAAAAUCUCUUCCUUCAUGGGAACCCAUGGAUCUGUGACUGCAGCAUGAAGUGGCUCCACAGUUGGGAAAAGACUUCACCAGGUGUUUUAAAAUGUAAGAAGGACCGAAACCUUCCUAAAGGGCAACUGUGUCCUGUGUGCUCUUCUCCCAGAAAUCUCCAGGCAACAGAUCUCCAUGCUGCGGAGGAUCUGAUCUGUAGUGGACCUCUCAUCAACUCUCCUCAAAGAACUUCGCUACAGGAAGAUCAAAGUGAGGUUUUGACCACAGAGGACUUCAAGGAACCUAUUGGGAGUGUAUCCCUGAGCCUUUCUGAUGAGCACGGGAACCAGGUGGAUCUGGAGUGUAGUGUUAGUGAGCCCAGAGAACUUACCAACAUCAGCUGGGAGCAGAUUAACCCACUCCAGCUGGUCUCCAACAUCACUUUCUUGGUGGACCUUGAAUGUCCUGUUGACAGAGAGAGAUAUGAGCAGCUCUGGAGGUUGAUUGCCUACUAUAGCAGCGUGCCGGCUCAUUUAGAGCGAGGAUUCAUCAUAAGCAAAGAUCCUCACCCAACUUACGUGUACAGACAGAGCUCUGUGAAGGAUGCCCUGUAUUACACGGGUGUUAAAGUUAACAUGAUGGCCCAACCUGAAUGGUUGAUGCAGACGUCUGUAGACCUGCAGCUGAACCGACCUCAGUCAUCAGCUAGAACCGUCAAACUGAUCCUGGGGAUGGAUGUCUCAAAGACGCUGGAAACAGAGCUGGUGCGGAGACAGAGCAGGACAUGGGUCACAAUUGAGUCAACAAACACGACUCGUAAAGUUUUUACUGUCAUGUUGGGCAGGCCAAGUCAAAUGGACUGCAAAGUGCAGAGCUCUGAGCGGCCGGUUAUUCAGUGGAUGCUACCAGAUGGGUCCAAGCUGGAUGCUCCGUACAGCAGUUCAGACAACAGAGUGUCUGUUUCCGGCGAUGGAAGACUGGUUAUUAAAGCUGUCAGCCACAAAGACACAGGGGUUUACUACUGCAUGGCCAGGGUUAAUGGAGACUUUUCUGUCCUACACUUCCAUCUGAAUGUGCAGGAGUCCUCCAGCCCGCUCCCAGGGGAGGAAACCCAAGUUACAUCCAUUGAAAAGCUUGCAGGGAACCCUGUUUCCAUUGACUGCACAGCUUCUGGUUCCCCUGAUGCUGAUGUUGGCUGGAUUCUACCAAGCAACAAUAUAGUUAGUUUCCAUCAUAACUCAUCCAGAGUUUUUGUCUACUCCAACGGCACUUUAAAUAUCCCACAGACACAGUUGUUGGACAGCGGUUAUUACAAAUGCAUUGCUAUGAAUCAGUUUGGCGUGGAUACACUGGCUACAAAAAUGACUGUACUCAGGCGUAAAGGACUCAUGCAGCCUUUACAAAAGUUUCCAACAAGACCUCAGUCGGCUUCAGGUGUCAACACUCAGAUUAAAAUCCUUCCAGCGGAAACAGAGGAGGCAUCUGGGGAUAUGGAGGUCAGUCAGGAUGGAGCCCCAACAAGACGCCUGGUUGGUGUUAGAAGGAGGAUUCCAGGCAAAGGUGGUGUCCAUCCAUCCAGGAAUGUGUGGCGGAGACCGCCAGUGCUUCAGAAACCACCAGGAUCUCACACUGAAAACAGAAGGAGGAUUAAUAUGUCAAAGAACAAAAUCGACCCAGAGAAAUGGGCGGAUAUUUUGGCGAAGAUUAGAGACAAAAAUACUGGCACGGUCACACCAUUCCCAGUUCAGCACACAACGCAGAAUGAAGCAACUACAGAGGGAUCACCAGGUGGACUGACUCUAUCUGAGCAGCAGGGUUACAUCACAACAAACACUCCGGUACCACAUACACAACUGAAAACCAAUCAGCACAAUGAACUGGACCAAGACAAUAUAAAUGAUGAUACUCUGAGCAGCUUACAUACUACAACAGAGCUAGAGAUGACACCGAGUGAACACACAACCAAUGAACCAAGCAGCAAAUCUUCCCCUCUAACAACUGUUUCCCUACAUGCCACCACAAACUCUCCCAGCAGCAGCACAUUUUAUCUCCUGGACAACCAGGCUAAUACCAUAGCAACUGAACAAGGCGUACUCCAAGAGGAAGAUGGGAAAUAUUUCAGUGAGACCACCACACCACUGCAGGACACAAGACUCAGUGAUCUGCAAAGAGAUCCACUCACAACAGCAUCUCCAGCAACUACGGCAGUUCCCAUCUUUACCAUAAGGACAGAGCCUGAAACACAACUUCCUCCACGCCUCCGGCUGCCCAGCAACAGGAGAAGGAAUGGGCAUCGAAGGAAAAGGCCCAACAGACGGAAACAAAGGGUGAAUAAAGCCACCACGCCCGUAAACACUGCCCUGACAACGGCCACAGCCUCUACAGACCUAAAAAUAGAACAUUUGGGAAUUUCAACAGUGAGUUUCAGCAGCACUGUUCCUUUCACUGAUGGCCAAGUGAAGUCAUCACUCACACCGAGUCUCAAAGAAAGCACAGUCUCCGGGCAUGAGCAUGAGGUGGGCCCCAAAACCACCUCACCACCAACUUCUUCCUAUGAAACAAAGGACAGUCGUCUUCUCAUGGCCAAACCACUUUCUGAAAGCUCAUCGGUUACAUUUCCAACAGCCUCUCCAGGACUGGGACUCCAAAAUGCAAGCUCUCUAUCAGCCAUGGGAAUCUCACAAAGUACAUCUGUUCCAGAGUUUUCCGAGAUGUUCACAUUAACCACUCAGCCGUGGUUUACAGAUGGUACUCCACCAUGGCCUGACACUGCAACACGAUCGCCAACAGAUGUCGAGAAUAAUCAAUCAGGCCGUCAAGACGCAGUCACUGACAAGAGUGGAAAGACUCUUUUAAAAGGGACUGAAGUCUCAGUGCCAUCCCCAUCUGCCUCAGUGGAUUCUUUCAUCCAGGAAGCAGACAGGACGAUGACUGCUUACACUUCCUUUGGAUUAAUCAGGACACCUAGCACACUUACUGAGAAUUAUUUACAGACAGAACAGACGAACACGAGGACAUUGUCUGAUGUUUAUCAUAGCUUCAGUCAGAGUGAAAAUGUGGAUGAAAAACUUGAAGAAACAAGUAGCAUAAAAACACCUGUUAUCACAUCCACACCUCAACCUGGAACCCUUUCCAAAUUCAGGAUACAUCCCAAUAAACCCCAAAUAUCUUCCACGGGAGCUGAAAUGAGCCCGACACUGAGGGCCACCACAGAGUAUCCCAGAAUCAGUCCCGACCAACUAACAAAAUUUAUCCUCACCACAGCAGAAACAGCCAGAACAUCACCUGCGUCACCUGACCUAAAACUCCCUACAAGAAGUCCAGCUUUCCCAGACAUGAACCUGGACAGCAGGCCAAUGGCGAAGCACCCAGUGACCUCCAUCCCAGCAGCUGCUACGGUCCAAUCCAACCCGUCCAAAAAGACAUCAUCAACAAGCACUUAUCAGCAGCUACCUGGACAAGAAUCUGCUCCAAGAGGGAAGCCAAGGAUAACUACGAAAAACUUCCAAAUGAUCACUGUGAAAGCUGAAACAGAUGCUCAGCUUCCCUGUGAGGCUGAGGGCCUGCCAAUGCCCUUCCUGUCAUGGACUAAAGUUUCUACUGGGCUAAGCAUUGCUCAGAACACCAGAAUGCAGAGAUUUGAGGUCCACCUCAAUGGUACAUUAAUCAUCAGGAAGGCACAGAUAAUGGACAGCGGUCAGUACCUGUGCACAGUUCAGAACCAGUACGGUGCAGACAGGAGGAUCGUUAACCUUGCAGUCCAGUCUCAGCAUCCACGGAUCCUCCAGCCAAGGCACCGAGAUGUCACUGUGCCUCUUGGUGGCAAAGUUGAUUUGGAGUGCAGAGUGGAAGGGCAUCCCCCACCUCAGGUUACGUGGGUCCUCCCAAACCAGGUCCACAUGACAGCAGCCUCGGCCAGCGUGUCCUCCCAACACCGUGUGGCUGUCGAUAAUAACGGAACCUUAUGGAUCAGCCAGGCCAGUUAUUCAGACCGAGGGAUUUAUAAGUGCAUUAGCAGCAGUGUAGCUGGGGCCGACUCUGUGUUGGUAUAUCUUUACGUCUCAGUGUUGCCACCGGUGAUUCAGCAGACCCGACAUGAGAACAUGAGUCUUCCAGAGGGCGGUUCUGCCUACAUCCACUGCUCUGCCACAGGUGCUCCUCCACCUGUCAUACGCUGGAUCACACCUGAUGGCAUGCAGCUCACUGCUUCGCAGCUAGUUACUGGACGAAACUUCAUCGUCUUCCCUAAUGGGACCCUCUACAUACGAGGACUAGGCUCUGGUAAUUCUGGAAGAUACGAGUGCUCGGCCAGCAACAACAUGGCAUCCAGCAGGAGAACUGUUAUCUUAACUGUAAAGAAGAAUCUGUUCUCUGCCAAAGCCAGCAUUGUAUCAUCAUCUCCACAGAAAACAGAGGUGAUCUAUGGAAAAAAGCUGCUGCUCAACUGCAUGGCUAAAGGGGAGCCCAAGCCCCGAAUCAUCUGGAGGACACCCUCCAAAAAGCUGGUGGAUGCUCAGUACAGUUUUGACCCCAGGAUCAAAGUGCUUCUUAAUGGCACUAUAACCAUCCAUUCAGUGACUGACAAAGACAGCGGCGAAUACCUGUGUAUGGCACGUAACAAGAUGGGUGACGACUACAUUCAGCUGCGAGUCGACGUGCUGACCAGACCAGCCAAGAUUGAGCAGAAGCAGCAGCCGUCGAGUCAGGAGGUGGUGUACGGUGAAGACCUGAAGGUGGAUUGUGUGGCCUCUGGGCUCCCCAACCCUGAGAUCAGCUGGGCUCUGCCAGAUGGCACCAUGGUUAACCCGGUCAAACAAAGAGACGGAAUAAGUGUGGGACGAAGUCGCAGGUACGUGGUGUUUGAUAACGGAACACUUUACUUCAAUGAUGUGGGUAUGCCAGAAGAAGGAGACUACACCUGCUAUGCAGAGAACCAACUGGGCAAAGACGAGAUGAAAGUCAGUGUCCGGGUGAAGGCUGUAACGUCCCCUCCACAAAUCCAGAAUAAAGACCAAAAGACUGUCAGAGUUUUCUACGGUGACACAGUAACGCUGCAGUGUAAUGCCAAGAGUGAACCAGAACCUGCCAUCACUUGGAUUUCCCCGACAAUGAAAGUGAUUUCCCCAGCAUUGGACAAAUACCAGAUCCUGGAUGAUGGAACACUGGUUGUUCAAAAAGUCCAACGUUUUGAUGGAGGUAACUACACUUGCAUGGCUAGGAACAGUGCUGGACAAGACCAUAAAGUCACCAGGCUGGAGGUCUUGGUAACACCUCCAGUAAUUAAUGGGUUAACAGGAGCCGCCAAUGUAAUCAAAGUGAGGACAGCUGAGGAUAAACAAACGCUGGUGGACUGUGUAGCAAAGGGAAUCCCCACACCUCGUAUCAUGUGGAUUCUGCCAGGAAAUGUUAUCCUUCCUGCACCGUAUUACAGCAACCGAAUGACGGUUCAUCUGAACGGUACCUUGGAAAUCCGGUCGCCCAAGAAGACCGACUCAGGACAACUGGCUUGCAUUGCUCGCAAUGAGGGAGGCGAAGUCAGGCUUGUGGUUAACUUGGAUGUGAAGGAAGCUGUCCAAAUGCCACAAACAAGAGGUCCAAGAGCAGACAGCUUCUUACUCACAGUAGGAAACACAAUGACUUUAAAUUGCUCUUUUGAGGGCUCAAGCCUACCUCAGCCUACCUGGAUUCUACCCAAUGGUACACCUUUGCAUGGUGGUGUUCGGUUUUCUAAGUUUUUCCACCGGCUUGAUGGCUCUUUGGUUAUCAGCAACCCAUCUGUUGCUGAGGCAGGUAUGUAUCGCUGUCUGGGCCACAGCUCUGGAGGUCUUGUAGAGCACAGGAUCACAUUAUCCCCAGGGAUAAAGCCAGACAUAACCAACAGAUACAUCUCACCUGUCAAAAUCAUGAAUGGAGAAACACUUUUGCUUCAUUGUCAAACUACUGGGGAGCCACUUCGACUAACAUGGACCCUUCCCAGUGGGGUUGUCCUGAACAUGCCACAGAGAGCUGGACGAUAUGCUAUACUACCCAACGGGACACUUGCCAUCCGACAGGUAUCAGUCUAUGAUCGAGGACCUUAUGUUUGCAGAGCUGCUAAUGAGUAUGGAAGCUCUCUGCUGCCUGUAUCUGUAACUGUGAUUGCACACCCACCACGGAUUACCAGCGGCCCCCCCUCUGUGACUUACGUGAAACAUGGAGUUGCUGUUCAGCUAAACUGUGCAGCAACUGGGAUCCCUAAAGUGGAGCUGGCAUGGGAAACACCGGAUAAAACCCGCUUGGUUGCCAGUACGCAACCACGCCUUUUUGGAAAUAGGUAUCUCCACCCACAAGGUUCGCUUAUCAUCCAGAACCCGACACACAGGGAUGCCGGCGUCUACAGAUGCACAGCCAGGAAUGCCAUUGGCACAGACUCUAAAACUACAAUUCUUAAUGUGUUCUGAGGAAUUCAGGAUCAAAAUCCAUACUGUAUGCCCAAGAACCUGCCUUAUUUAAAGCAACAAAUGUUUUUGGUUUUAAAAUGUAGUGAAAACUGCUGUCACGAUGAAAUAAUGAGAUGACUGGAACUUACAGCAGUGCUUUGUGAGUGGAUUAAAGGCCUUAAGCUGAAAAUAUACUUAUUUUCAUUAUGAAUAGAGAUUUUUGUCAUGGCUGCCUCACAUAUCUUGCAUUUGUUAGAAGCUUUGUUUGUCAGUGUCCUCAGAAAUUAACAUGACAUGUUCACAAAUUGCAAUACGUGAAUCACCAGUAGGGGCAGUGCAGGGACCAAUUUAACUGGAUGUCAAGUCACCGGAUGGACAGCAGUAAAAAUUAGGUUAACUUUCUAAGACAAAACACAGUGUGGUUGGUUUACAGGUCUUAUAAACUCCAUAUGCUCUUUAAAAACAAGUGAUUUAUUGAUUUGAAUCGAUUCAAGUUUAAUUAUUCCAGUAUUGCUUCAUAAAACCCAAAGACUGAUUUUUAAAUACUAUUAAUUUAAUUUACACCCAAUGAGAAUAAUUCUAAUUGUAAGGUUAGAAAAACUAUCAGAAAUUUUAUAAAUAAGGAUAUAGGGUUUCUGGUAGAUUAUGUUCACAGCUGUGACAAGGCAUCUCUAUGCCCAAUAUCAGCUUCUAUCUACAUUCUGUUAAUGACUAAUUCAGACUGGGUUACAUUUACCUGUAAACUAUUGAGCAGCUUAUUACCUCUUACAUUAGCAGCUAGCGCUAAGACCUCGUUCUCUGCUAUGUUCAACGAACAGUGACUGUUUUAAAAAUAACAGGAAGUAGAGUCACCACAAGCAUACAUCCUUUGAAAUAGCGGUGAUAAUGGACUGGUAAAUAUUGAGGAUCUUUUGAAUAUUGUAUUUCAAAAGUACAUGUAGAUGUGGAUUUCACCACCACCUCAUGUUAGCCUCUGCCUGAUGUAGGUGGCACAUGCGCAUGCAUUGUGAUUAAGGUCAGGGUAAUUUAGAUCUAUAAAACCUGCGUACCUACUUUAAGUAUUGGUAUUGAAUCUGAUUACUAACAGUAUCUGGAUCUGAUUCCACACAAAGCUGAUACUCAUUAAAGAUGUAACAACCCAUUAACCUCAAUGGACACACUGAUUGAAUCAUCAGUAAUUCAUCCAGCCAUCAUCUAUGACGCUCCAUUAAGGGUCGCGGGGAAGCUGGAGCCUAACCCAGCAUUUAGCAGGUGAGAGACAAGGUACGUCCUGGACAGGUCACCAGACCUCUGCAGGGACAACAAAGAGAGACAGACACUUGCAAUUUAGAGUCACCAAUUAACCUAACAUGCAUGUCAGUGGAUGGUGGGAUGAAGUCAGAGUGCCCGGACAGAACCUACGCAUACAUGGAGAAAACAUGCCGAAGCUCGAACCAGCAACCUUCUGGCUGUGAGGCUGCGUUGCAAACCACCACACCACCAUGUAGCCCCAAUGUCAACCAUGUAAAUGGAAAAUAUGGAUUAAACAUGGAUAUGGUCAUCAUUUGUGAGAAAGAAUGUGUGGAAUAUUUAUUUUCUAUUUUAUUUGUUCAAAAACCAAAACCUUUAAUCUUUUAGUCUGAUAGGAAAAAUGUGAUAUCCAAAUGUGUGGUGUGUAAAUAUAAACUGUAAUACUUUGGUUAUUAUAACUAAUUUCUAAACUUAUCUGGUGUGAGGGUAAAUAUGAAGGCUUACGUUAUAUCCUGCUUUAAUAACCACAAACAGAAACCUAUUCUUUUAGUUUUCUUUUACAGGAUGUUAGAUAAGUUUUUGUUUUGAAUGUCUGAUUGGGCUCAGGAAUAAAAUUAGAUUUUGAU